Molecule: messenger RNA, 1899 nt
Organism: Brettanomyces bruxellensis
Lineage: Eukaryota; Fungi; Ascomycota; Pichiomycetes; Pichiales; Pichiaceae
Exons: 1
Coding region: 1-1899 (632 amino acids)
Biological process (GO): zinc ion transmembrane transport
Cellular component (GO): membrane
Molecular function (GO): zinc ion transmembrane transporter activity
Source: RefSeq, a predicted model, not a curated record
AUGAAUCAAGGUUGGUUGACUGUUAUCUUAACAUCAGCCACCACAAUAUGUGGAUGCUUGAUCAUAUAUGCUGAUGUCGUGUACAAGUAUGUUUUUCCCGCCAGGUACAAGAAGAAGCCGUUUGAAAUAGCCAAAAACACGCAAUUUCUAGUUUGUUCGUUGGCGUUGUCGUCGGGAUGUUUGUCAUUUGUUUCCCUCUAUAAGCUUUUGCCUACAUCGAUGAAGUAUCUUCAUAAGGUUCCCACUUUAGAUGAACAAAAGACAGUACUACAGUCCACAGCAUUUAUAUUCUACGUGUCCGGUAUCAUGUGCUGCUCAGCGUUGAACGUGUUGGUGCAUCUUUUCACUAGUGAGAGUAUUGUGCACUGCGUUCACGAAGACCAUUCGCUUCUGCAUCAUAGUCAUCACCAUGUUCACGAUCACAAUCACGGCCACGGGAAUAUGUUGCAUCGACAUCACAAGGGCAACGCCUCGCCGGAUUUGGAGAAUGACGCGGGCUUGGAUGAGACCAAGAAGACCGAGAAAAAAAACACUGAGGUUUCAAAUACUGUUCAGAAAAAAAACUGCAAACACAGCUCAAGAGCACCAUACCCGGUCCGAAGUCCGCGCCAAAUAGCUACUUACAGCAGCAAAAUCCAGACUGCUGUGUCCGGUUCUUCUCCCAGUAUCUCUUCCUCGCUUUGUAAUGCACCAACAGGCUCAUCUUUGACCCCAUCUGCCUCCAGAAGGCGAAUUUCGGCGAUUGCAGAGGAUUCUGCUCCCACACAGACCAAUGCGGCGGCAGCAACUUCCAUAUCGGGCUCAGUCACAUCCUCGGCCGAGCCAUCGGUGGUCUCAUCAGUCGUUUCUGGUGCAAGUGGCAUUCCUCCCAAACAGUCCGUCGUAGACGCGUCGCUCGAUGCUCUCCGCGGCCAGAAGAUGGAGGGAGACUGCUUUGGAGACAUGGAAUGCUGCUGUGAGGAAAUUGCAUGCAAGCACAACCUCCACAUGCACAAAAACAAGAAUGGAAUCCGGUUCUGCUGCUAUCCAUCAAGCGAAAACCAGCUUUUUUUCAAGCAGAGAAGCGGCGAGAUGGUCACGGACAAAUCCGAGCUUGCCGGCCGGUUCCCGGAGCUUGAAAUCCAGUCUCCUUUGCUGCCGGACUCAGGUACUGGUGCAGAGGUGCGUACGCCUCCAGGUGGUGCAGAAGCCGGCAAUUCCAGCUCUUCCUCUCCGAACCUGGAAACAAAUUUGGCAACCGAGCACUCUCCAUUGCUUGCAGAGCAGCAGACAUCUGCAGAUGCAGAUGCUAAGCAGUAUUCUGGCACUGACAGCUCUGUGAAAGUUCCAAUUAACGUUUCUGCAAUCAAAGAGGAGCCGGAGGACGUGGCUGCGGAACAUAUAAGGCACCACGAGCACCACCACCACCAUAUAAAGACUCCCUUGGCCAGAUUGCUAUCGAUCGGUAUCCAGACCACGUUGGCCAUUACAAUGCACAAGCUACCAGAGGGAUUUAUCAUGUAUUCGACCUCCCAGGCGGAUUCGAAGUUGGGAUGGACCAUUUUCCUUUCGAUGUUUGUUCACAACUUUGUGGAGGGUUUCACUAUGACACUUCCAAUAUACGUGGCACUUAAUUCCAGGUGGAAGGCAUUGCUCAUCAGUGGAACUUUGGGCGGCUGUGCACAGCCAUUUGGGGCCUUGAUCGGGUACUUUAUUUUUAGAAAGAACGGUGUCGAUGUCGAUAAUCCUUUCAGCAUGGCACUAAUCGGGUCUCUUAUGGCGUUGACUUCUGGCUUUUUGACGUAUAUCGGGUUGCAAAUGCUGACCAGCUCUAUUUCUUUUGGUGGAAAGCAGGAAACAGUAAUGAAAUGGGCUCUGUUUGGUAUAUGCUUGAUAUUUUUGACGAACAUCGUCCUUUAG